Molecule: messenger RNA, 3066 nt
Organism: Lipotes vexillifer (Yangtze River dolphin)
Lineage: Eukaryota; Metazoa; Chordata; Mammalia; Artiodactyla; Lipotidae
Gene: SPIDR
Product: scaffold protein involved in DNA repair
Exons: 23
Coding region: 1-3066 (1021 amino acids)
Biological process (GO): regulation of establishment of protein localization to chromosome; double-strand break repair via homologous recombination
Cellular component (GO): nuclear chromosome; nucleoplasm
Source: RefSeq, a predicted model, not a curated record
AUGACUGAGGGCUAUAACAGUACAGGAGGAUUCGUGAAGAAGGAUGACCAAGAAAAGAAGGAACAAUGGUCAUGCCUAAAAGGGCCGCAGACAUGUGCAGCCUGUUCGCUGCACAACUGUUCGCGACGUGUGCCCAAGGACAAGGCUGUUAAGAAAUUCGUCAUUUGGAACAUAAGAAAAAGAAAUUGGGAUGUAGAAUACCCAUCCUUUCCAGGAGAGAGUCCACUGCAGUGCAGACGAGCAGGUCUCAGGACCGUGGGGGCAGAAGCGUCCCUCUCUGAAGCGUGGCUCAGGUGUGGAGAAGGAUUUCAGGAGACUCCUGAGACUCUGUCAUUAACAGCUGAAAAGAAGCCUACUGCAGAAAAACACCUUGAAUUAUCCUCUGGACCCAAGACAGAGCCUACCACAUCUAAGAGUACCAGUGGGCUUACAGCUAUAGCAUGGAGUUCCAGUGGAAGUGAUCUGUCAGAUGAAGAUAAAACAAUUUUUAAAUCACAGAGAGAGAAUGGACAUGGUUCUAGAAUAGGCAGGUUUUAUAGCAGAAAUAUUUUCUCUCCAGAAGAUGGGGCCAGUGAAGAUGAUCUCCAGGUUAUUGACUGGGAGAUUGACAGUGACAGGGAAGAUACAUGUGAUGAAUUUGAAGACCGUGAGAGUGUGGUGGAAAUAUCUGACCGUGCUUCUUGUACAAGCAGUCGUUCUUUGACACCUCCAGAGAUGCUGCCUGAACUUUCUAAGGACAUAAGAAAAUCCUUCUUAGAGACAAAUCCUACAGAAAUUUUAGAGUAUUCAUCAGAUAGUGAAAAAGAUGAUGAGUUGGAGAAUGUCUUGUUCAUUGAUUCAGAAUCCUCUCACAAAUACCACAUGGAUUUCGGAUCAGAUGGAAGACGGGUUAUGGAGAGACCGAUAAACCCGAGGGUAAAAUCUACAGAGGCCAUUUUGCAUACACCUCAGAAAGAGACAAAGCUUCCCAAGACUCCAGAAAAUUCAGCAAAGAAGAAGAAGCUUUUAAGAGGCGGGCUAGCAGAAAGACUAAAUGGACUGCAGAAUCGAGAGAGAUCUGCCAUUUCUUUGUGGAGACAUCAGUAUCUUUCUUACCAAAGGACACUUUCAGGUAUAAAAUCUGGUAUAUUAACUGUGAAAAUUCUAGAGCUUCAUGAGGAAUGCACCAUCCAAGUUGCAAUGUGUGAGCAGUUAUCGGGGCUGCAGGCUGACAGCUCUUCUCAGGGUGGGGCCCCUGGGACUGGCCUGAGGGUUCUCUUCGCCAAGGAGACUGCACGCUGCCUCCGGGGACUUCCACAAGACAUCAUCCGUAUCUACCCUCCCUGGCAAAAGCUUAUUAUCCCAAAUGGAAGUUGCCCUGUUAUUCUGAAUACUUAUUUUUGUCAGAAAGUUGUUGCCAAAGAAGAUUCAAAAACAACACAUGAAGUGCACAGUUGGGACACACCCCUUCCGAGAAGAAGCAUCAUUUUGGCCCACGUGUUUAAAUUUAAGAGCGUAACAAAUAACUCACCUGAAAACCAGGUUAUGUGUGGUGGUCACACCACCGUGGGCACAGACUGGACCCUCAGGCACGAACAAGCAGAGCUGGACUUCCCCGCCCGAGCUCCUCUGAGGGAUUCUCUGCUGGAUGCAGUCGAAAGCCAAGGAGUUGCCACCUGGUCGGGAGCCGGGGUCCGGGUGGUGGUGCAGAGAGUUUACUCUCUUCGCUGCAGGUGUCAGCAGGCAGAUGGCACAGACCCUCCUGGAGUUCGAGUCUGCCUUCUCGUGCAAGAUGCCCUCGGACUCUUCAGUGAGGUGCACUCGGAGGGCGCCGUCCUGAAGGACAGGGAGUUGGAGGGCAAGUCCUGCAGGCUGGCGGGAAUGAAGGUUCUGCAAAAGGUCACCAGAGGAAGGAUGACAGAGCUUUUCAGUUUGAUUGACACCAUGUGGCCUCCAGUGGCGCCUCUGAAAGCACCAGGCCACGGACCAGCCUUCGAGGAAAACGCUCAUCUGCCUCCUCCUAGCUUCUGUUACAUCCUCACCGCUCAUCCAGAGCUGGGACAAAUGGAUGCAACUGAAGAAGACUCUGUUUCGAAGCUCUACCAGCCUCCGGCUCCCCGCUCCUUAAGGGAAAUUCUCCAGGCUGAUGGCCCCUGUACCCGUUGCAGUUUCUAUGCCAGAGUGAUUUACCAAAGACCACAGGUGAACAGUUCGCUUCUGGAGCCAAGGGAGCUGUGGCUGGUGGUGACCGACGUUACUCUGCAAACACAGGACGAGGGCUCGGGUCUCCCCAAAACCAUGCCUGUGCGUGUGGCCCCCUCAUGCGUGCUGGGACGGGAAGUCCGGGACGCGCUCUCUGAGGCCACCUCCAAGAGCUGCUUCUUCAGGGACGCCCUCCGAGACCAGGGCCCCAUCCCGAAGUCCACUGUGGACAAGACCCCUGUGAUGGCCACAUGGACAGAACCAGAACCCCCUGCAUGCAGUGCCGGCACAGCAGCAGGAGAUGCCAGUGGUCAGCUUGUUUGUGUUGGACGAACUGUCCUCCUGCUUCCAAAGCCCCAGCUGGGUGUGGCCUCUGGUGCCUGGGAGCUGACGAGCCCUGUGAGGCUGGAUGAGCUGGAUUCUGUCACUCGGGUCAACUCCAUUUGCAGCGUCCAAGGCACUGUGGUUGCUGUGGACGAGAGCACCGCCUGCUCGUGGCCUGCGUGUGACCUGUGUGGCGGUGAGAGACUGGAACGGAGGCCGGAAGACAGGGGCGCCUUCUCCUGUGGGGACUGCUCCCGCGUGGUCACCUCUCCCCUUCUCAGAAGGCACCUGCAGGUCUUCCUGGACUGCCCCUUGCGACCCCAGUGCACAGUGAGGGUCAAGCUGCUGCAGCACAGUAUCUCUUCGCUCCUGAGGUUUGCCGCCUGCGAGGACGGGAGUUACGAGGUGAGGAGUGUCCUUGGAAAGGAGGUGGGGCCGAUAACCUGUUUCGUCCGGUCCAUCACCACCCGCCCGGCCAGCUGCGUGGGAUUGGAGGAGGUGGAACUCCUGAGCGAGGGGGGAGCCUCUUCAGCACACCGGUGGCAGCCGCAGGAUCCGUGA